CAGACAGAUGGGUGGAGCGCGCGCGCGCUCUCGUGCCGCCUGCGUUCUGAACAGAUCCGUUAGGACCUCAGAGUUCACUGAGGGAAAUUAGCUUAAAGCUAAAAAGUCGUUUUUACGGUUUUAAACGCGGAAAUCGGAGAAUAACAAAGCGGAGGAAAAGUUUGUUCUUCGUUCUGUUUCGAGAGGAAAUUGUUUUUAUGUUGAUAUGCAGUGAAGGAAAGAAAGUUGUUUCCUGUCAGGAGACUUCAGACCCUCAGAGAGAUCCCGUGCCGCUCGUCACAAUGUCUCCGUUCAAAAGCUGGAGGUAACCGGAGGAUAUCUGCGUUCCCUCGUUCGACAUGGUCCACUGGACCACUGUUCUGGUUCCAUGUAUCUGGAUUCAGGCCCUUGUGACAUGGGUGGCAUCAGAAACCUGCCCCUCUGCGUCUCUCACUCCUGUCAGCUUCUCCGUGCCUUACCCCAUGCCCACAUUUCAAACCUCCAACCCCAUCCAGAACAUCGCUGUCAACACUUUUUACCACGAGGUCUACGUGGGUUCGCGGAACCUCAUUGAAGCGGUGAACAGCACUCUGGGUAAGCUCUGGGAGCUGCGCACCGGCCCUGUGAGCAGCAAGGAGUGCCGACUGUGUCGACUGUGUGACAUCGAGAGCGAUCCGUUUGAGGAGGAUACGGACAGCGAGGUGCUGCUGCUCGACACCUACCUUAUGUACCUGUACACGUGCGGCAGCUCUCAGUAUGGAGUGUGUUACUUCCACCAGCUCAAUGAAAACGGACGGGUGCCAGCGCCCUCUAAGUGCCUUUUUCGCAAAGAAGCCAAUUCUGCCGCUUUCUGCCCGGACUGCAUCGCCAGCCCAUUGGGCACCAAGGUCAGCAUGGUGGAAGAAGGUCAGACAGUGUAUUUUUAUGUGGCUGCAACGGUCAAUGACAGCGUGACACAGCGGUACGGAAGGAAGUCCAUCUCUGUGCGCCGUCCUUUAGCCACAGAAAACGGCUUCCACAAUGACGUGCAGGGCCUAACGGUCCUGCCCGAGCUGAGGCGGGUGUACCCCAUUGAAUACAUUUACAGCUUCUACACUAAUGACUUUGUCUACUUCCUGUCGGUGCAGAGGGAGAAGGCGGAGCCGCAGGGCACGUCCCGUUUUCAGACACGACUCGGACGUCUACCGCGCAACGAAUGGGAAAUGCGCCGCUACCGAGAGGUUGUACUCGAGUGCCGCUUCGAACCCAAGCGCAGACGCAGGAACGCGCCCGCUGCCGCCUUCAAGGACAUCGUGUACAACGUGGUGCAGGCGGCGCACUUUGGCAGGGCUGGACGAGAGCUAGCCGAUGAACUCGGCGUGGAAGAAAAUGACGACAUCCUGUAUGGAGUUUUUGCUGUGAAGGACGUCUCGGGCGUUACCGAGCACGACUCGGCUCUUUGCGUGUUCCCCAUGGACUGGGUGAACAAGUUCAUCAACGACGGAGUGGAGGAUUGCUGCACGUUUGGACCUGAGCGGCUCUCCCGUGGUCUGUGCCACUUCCAGCCCUGCGAAAGCUGCCCACACGAGAGCAUGGAGCAUAAUAUGGGCUGCAGAGAUCAGCCCACUCUGGUGUCUCAGCCAUGUUACAGAGUGGACCUGUUCAACAGGCAGAUGAGAGACACGUUGCUCACCUCUCUGCUCGUCACCACCAUCGACAACGAAACCCUCGCUCACAUCGGUACGGCCGACGGCAGGCUGCUGCAGUAUGUCUUGCGGAGAUCCAGUCCCAUAAUCUUCGCCAACUAUUCCCUAGCACAGAACCAGAGGGUAUCAUCCACCGCUGCCGUGCUUCCUCCAGACCAUCUCCUGUUUAUAGUGGGGAAUAAGAUGAUCCAGGUGCCUCAGAGAGGUCCAGGGUGUCUCCACUUUCUCACCUGUGCUGCGUGUCUGACAGCUCCAAGGUUUAUGGCAUGUGGCUGGUGUUCAGGAAGCUGCACAUGGCAGUCUGAGUGUUUGGGACACUGGGUCAAAGAGUCCUGCCCUCCUGUCAUCACCGACUUCUUCCCUAAGACGGCGCCACUCGAUGGUCAGACGGAGUUAUCGCUGUGCGGAUUCGAGUUCCAGUCACCCCAUAAACCUGACAUUACCACCAGGACUCACGUGGUGAAGCUUGGAGAAACCAGCUGCUUAGUCCACCCUCAGAAAAGCAACAGCAAAAUGCUGGUGUGUAAGAUUCGUUCUGAGGUAACGGAGCCUCCAUAUAAGCCGAUUAACGUCACAGUGAGCGUUCGCGAGGAUCGCAAGGAAGACCCUUACUUCAUCAAGGGAAUCGAUGAAAUGCCUGGAUUCACAUUUGUGCGGCCUAACAUCACAGAUGUGCAGCCAGAUUAUGGUCCGAUGAACGGAGGCACUUUGAUCAACAUCACCGGACCUUUCUUACACUCAGGGAGGACCAGGAAGGUCACGCUGGAUGGUGAAAUCUGUCCUAUUAAAGGUGUGUAUAUAGUCCAGAAGACCCUGUCCUCCAUCGUGUGUCUUUCUCAGCGUGUCAGCGAGGUGAAGGAUGUGGUGCUGCAGGUCUACAUCGACAAAUUUCGCAUCGCCACUACCAGAGUGUUCCGCUACAAGGAGACCCCCAAGAUCCUCUCCGUUCAGCCCGAUUGCAGCUUCGACAACGGCUCGUGGAUCACAAUCGAAGGGAAAAAUCUGGACUCCGUUUACCGGACCAUCAUCCACUUCAAACCCAAAGAAAGCCACCUGAAGCCAGUUUCUACAGAGUGCCAGGGAAAAGCCAAGUCCACCCAUAUGGAGUGUGUGACCCCGGUCUUUCCCAGAGAUGAGACAGAAGAAGGAGAGCUUUCCUUUGACAUGGAUGGAGCUGUGGGUUUGUGGAAGCAGGACUUCUCGUAUCACCCGUACGGCAGACCCAUUCCCUUUGAGACAGAGGGACACGUUCUCACACUCUAUCCUGGCUUUGAUGAAGUUUCCUUACAUCACCAGAAGCUGAACCUGGUAAACUCUUGCAUGAAGAUCACCAUGACGGUCGGAGGGGUUGACUGUGGAGCGAAGGUUUUGGAUAACGAGAUCACCUGCCGCAUCCCCAAAAACCUCACCAUCACUAACGAGGGCUUACCUGUGAAGAUCACAGUCAACGGCCAGGUUCAUGACGUGGGCACGGUCGUCCUGGUGAGCAACCACUAUGUAGUGGGCAUCGUGCUGGGCAUUCUGGGAGCUCUGGUGGCUGGCGCAGUGCUGGCUUAUGUUACUAUGAAACACCUGAGAAACAAGAAGACAGAUUCCCUGGCUGAGAGUCGUCUGUCCCACUACUCCCGUAAUCACAGUUUGUCAGGCAACGGGAGCGUCGAGCUCCUGCCUUUCGGAGACUACAGACGAGGAGAACUUAACUUCAGUCCGACCCCCGCGUCCACUGUGCCUGUGGCGUUUCAAGGCCUGGCCUACGCCAACACGCUGGACCCCAGCCUCAACCCACUCUUGCCUUCUGAGAAAAUCUCCAUCUCCAGCUUCCAUCCGGAGCUCCUGGAAGAGGUGAAGGACGUCCUCAUCCCGGCGUCCAUGCUUAAUGUACAGUACCAUCAGAUCAUCGGGAAAGGUCACUUCGGCACAGUUUACCACGGUUACCUAACCACUGACCACAACAACAGGGAAAUCCACUGUGCAGUAAAGUCGCUAAGUAACAGAAUAACGGACGUAGAGGAGGUGGAGCAGUUUUUGAAGGAGGGGAUCCUGAUGAAGGCUUUCCACCACUCUAAUGUGCUCUCUCUACUGGGCAUCCUGUUGCCUCAAGAAGGGCUCCCCCUAGUUGUGCUGCCCUACAUGAAGCACGGGGACUUGCGCCACUUCAUACGUUGUGAGAACAGGAACCCCACAGUCAAAGACCUGAUUGGAUUUGGACUUCAGGUUGCCAAGGGGAUGGAGUAUUUGGCCCAGAAGAAGUUUGUGCACAGAGACUUAGCUGCCCGCAACUGCAUGCUGGAUGAGUCCUACACAGUGAAGGUGGCAGACUUUGGCAUGGCUCGCGACGUGUUCGAUAAGGAAUACUACAGCAUCCAGGACCACAGGAAAGCUAAGCUGCCUGUCAAAUGGAUGGCCAUCGAGAGCCUGCAGACUCAAAAAUUCACAUCCAAAUCUGACGUGUGGUCCUUCGGGGUUCUGAUGUGGGAGUUAUUGACACGAGGUGCAAGCCCUUACCCAGAAGUUGACCCUUAUGACAUCACACAUUACCUCUUAAGGGGGCGGCGACUCCCUCAGCCACAGUAUUGUCCUGAUCCGCUGUUUGCCAUCAUGCUGCAGUGCUGGGAUCCGGACCCGGAGCUAAGACCCAACUUCUCCACGCUGGUCUCUGAGGUGACGGAGAUCCUCUCUGGCCUGGAGGGAGAGCACUACAUCAGCCUGAAGGUGACGUACGUGAACCUGGACCAGCCGCGCCCUUACCCCGCCCUUACCGACUCCGCCGACGAGUGCGAGACCUCGGAUGAAGACAAGGUCGACUCAGCCACCACCUGACCGGCUGUGCGUGUUGCCUCUUAUAGAGAAGGUGCUAAGACAUCAACCCUGAGACAGUGAUUAUUUAUUUAUUAUGCAGCAGCCAUACUGGAACGUAAAGUUGUGAAAGCGCGUACACAUUCGGUCUUACACAGGAAAGGUGAACGUUUGUGUGAAGUAAAACUUCACGCUACACAAAUCCAGCCCUUCAUGAUAGUGACGGUAACGUAGGUUUGUUUAAUGGUAGAGGUGAAGUUUCCUCUAACCAACACGACCACACUGUCUACAUUUCCCCACAUUUUUCUCAGCGCAAUUUCAGCUGCACACUGCUGUUCUUCCUGUCAGCUUUAAUCCACUUUAAACGGACUAACGUUUAUUUAUUUAUUUUUUUAAAUAUCACAUUUCUAGGAUUCAACUUGCUCAAAGUGUCAGAAGUAGUCAUUCGUAAAAAUUGUGCAUGCUGUAACUUCUGCGGAGUGAUAAAAAAACGGUCUGUACUCAGAGUAGCUGAUUUUUAAUCUCGUGCGCUUAGUCGGAGUAUUUUGCAUUCUCUGUCCCGCAGCACCUCAUUCAGCGGCGUUUCUAAACGUUAUACGUCUCUAUAAAGUGUCAGUACACGUUUCAGUAUUCCAGUAAAACUUGGAGUGAAAAUUCCACACUGGGCUGCUUAAGGUCCAAUUUUUAUCCAUUAGUCUGAUGUACAGUAAGUCUGUCAAACUGCGUUCGAGUGGCGCGAAAGAAAAACGUCGUUCACUGCCGUGCUUGUCUGGGUGGGAGGGGCUUACUGCCUCUCCCCUGUCAAUCACACUGACAUUAACCAGUCAUGAGCGUACACGAGUCCACGUCUCAGAGGAAGCACAUGUUAGACUUUACCCUCUCCAGGUGGUAGCUUUGUAUGAUAAGGGCAUCUGGCUUAUGGGGGGUUGGUUGGCCAAAAGUAAUUCUGUCUGAACGUAGCAGUAAAAUUCGUGGUGAUUGUCAUGAAGGAAACUGAAAUAUUCGUUAUACCAGUAAACGUCAGGCUUCCACAGGAUGCACUACAAUUUCUGUGAUGUGACACAAUACAACUGGGUUCAAUUUAGUAACUUCUGAUCGACAUGCGACUGAAACUGAGGUUCGCAGAAGGAAUAUUUACAGAGAAUCAGAGACGCCGAGUGGCAAAUCGCCUCCUAUACUGUAAAAUAUUUACACGUCAGUUUAAAACUAUUCUUUUUUACAAACUAGUUGUUCGUCCUUUAUAUAAUCCAUUAAGUGAUCGAUGUAAUCGAUUGAAUUAUAUUUGAUGCCUUAAUUCAUUUAAGACGUCGUGUUUUAAUUCGGCGCGUUAAUCGUCCGAUCGCUACGUGUCUUACAUUUACGUUUUAUAGUUAAAUCACGGCGGCACAGAGCCUAGAGCUUUCCACCAGUCCAGUUUAGCAUGUUUUCAUCUCCUCUGUGUAAUAUCUCGUUAUUUCUGAAUAUUGAAUCUAUACAAUAAUAAAUAUUCAGAUUUUAAAGGAGCCCUAAAAGAUGUUACAUUUAGCAUUUAUGUAUUUCUCUCAUCACACCUGAUUAAACUGCAUCAGAUGAUGCUGCACUGGAUCUGAGAAGAUGCUGAGCUGGCAGUGGACUGGGAGAAUUAUAAUACACCAGGAUCAGUACAGACAGGAGUGUGUGUGUGUGAGUGUGUGUGUGUGUGUGUGUGUGUGUGUGUGUGUGUGUGUGUGUGUGUGAGAGAGAGAGAGAGAUAGAAAUAUAAGACAGCAUUAUCGUGUUCCUCAGACACAGCGAUGUUAGUCGAGAUGGUGAACGUGGAGCUCUCGACAUUCUGGUUUUGUAAACACGCACAUUUAAAUUUUGUUGGCUUUUAUAUUAGUUGAAUGUAAAGUAGAAGACAGAAUUGAGUAGAAGACAGUGUUCACACUUUACUACUAGAUCACUAAAAGGAGCGUUACACUCUAAUAGGCAAACAGGUCUAACACUGGACCAGUACGCACUAUAUAUAUUUUAUAUAUUUGCAUUUCUUUUUCUUUGCUGCUGUGACAGAGACAUUUCCCCAUUGUGGGACGAAUAAAGGUGUAACUUAUCUUAUCUUAUCUUAUCUUAUCUUAUCUUAUCUUAUCUUAUCUUAUCUUAUAUCUUACUAGCUUUUAGUCAUUAUUAGCAAUGCUAAAGAAAUGCUAAAUCUCUGUUCCUUGUGUCUAUUGCUCCACACCUACACAUAGUCUCCUUGCAUGUGAUGUGAUGUGAGGACAAAACACCAGUUAGUGCUUCAGACAUUCCUUUCCAUUAGUGUGUAUAAACGCACGUGACUAGCUCAUUAGCUCAGGAUACAUAAACAUAUUUGUUAUAUCGUGCGAGCUACCACGUUUUAGUCGAGUCAGUUAAAGGUGGCGUCUCCGUUGUUCGAGAAAUGAUUCAGAAAACUGAGUCGGGACGACAAAGAAAACAAAAAUCAAAACAAAUGUGUAGCCAAUGAGCAGAAAGGGGCGUGUCUUGUCGAUAUGGGCGGAGAGAGUGUUCAGUGCGCAUGUGUGACAUUAGCAGAAAGCGGUUUUAACAUUGACAUGGAGGAUAAAAACAAAGAAAGAAAGUGAAGAAAGUCUUACGAUAAGGUAAGAAGUAGGACGUGUUAAUAUAGGAUCAGCUUUCCAGCGCUGGAGAGAACUGAAGGAGCAGGAAGUUGGUCACAUAUUCACA
Molecule: messenger RNA, 7142 nt
Organism: Tachysurus vachellii
Lineage: Eukaryota; Metazoa; Chordata; Actinopteri; Siluriformes; Bagridae
Gene: mst1rb
Product: macrophage stimulating 1 receptor b
Exons: 21
Coding region: 339-4484 (1381 amino acids)
Biological process (GO): cell migration; cell surface receptor protein tyrosine kinase signaling pathway; multicellular organism development
Cellular component (GO): signaling receptor complex; membrane
Molecular function (GO): ATP binding; protein binding; transmembrane receptor protein tyrosine kinase activity
Source: RefSeq, a predicted model, not a curated record